Molecule: messenger RNA, 1912 nt
Organism: Oryza brachyantha (malo sina)
Lineage: Eukaryota; Viridiplantae; Streptophyta; Magnoliopsida; Poales; Poaceae
Product: F-box/FBD/LRR-repeat protein At3g52680-like
Exons: 3
Coding region: 41-1588 (515 amino acids)
Molecular function (GO): protein binding
Source: RefSeq, a predicted model, not a curated record
GCGGCUGGAUCCAUCAGACGACACCGACGGCGGCGUCGACAUGAUCAACACCGACGGCGGCGCCGACCUGAUCAGCCGUCUCUGCGACGACGUGCUCCUCCGCAUCCUCCGCCUCCUGCCCAACGCCGAGGACGUGGUACGCACGGGCGCGCUCUCGCGGCGGUGGCGCCACCUGUGGAGGAGAGCGCCCGUCCUCCACUUCCGCGACAGGGCAGGAGGCGACUCCGGACGGUUCGUCUCCUUUGUCGACGGCGUCCUCGCCCGGCGCGACGACGCCGUCAUCGAGCAUCUGGCGAUCUCCUCUUCUGUCUUCUCCGACGUCGUCGACUUUCUUUUCGACGACACCGCCACCGCCGCCGUCAAUGGGUGGAUCCGGUACGGUAUGCAGCGAGUGGCUAAAUCUUUCGCCUUGACAUUACAACCGGCGACCAUGGCUAUGGCAAUUCUCGACGUGCUGGCAGUGCUGCCGGGCUCGGCAAGGUUGGAGACGGUGAGCCUGGACAUGGGGCGCGCCUAUCUGUUCGGGCUCCCCUCCGCCGCCGCGCCAUUGUUCGGUUCGCUCACCGAUCUUGCGCUGGCGAAUGUACAUGUCGGGGACGUCGGUGGAGACCUCCUCCGCCGCCUCUUCUCGCCGGCGUGCUGCCCGCGGCUGAAGAAGCUACGCCUGCAUAGGAUAUCGGGCGCGCCGGAGAAGCUGGUGGUCGACUCCGGCGAGCUCUUGGAGCUGUCGAUGAGUUGGAUCGUGCGCGAGGAGCAGGAACAUCAGCUGCCGCAGCUGGAGAUCAAGAUCGAGACUCCUAGGCUGCGUGUCCUCCGCAUAAAUCACAUAUACUCCAUAUCCAAGCUGAUGAUCUCGGCGCCACGGACGGAGGAGCUCAAGCUCACGUUUCUCAGCAUGUUUGCUUACGAGGUCGACGCCGGCGAGAUGCCAUGCGUGCGGGAGCUCAACGAUGUCGUGCUGCACCUCUUGCGACUACCACAGGAACCAUCACUGAUAGUACAUGAACACCCAAGUAGCAUUUUCCGAUGCUGCAAAUUUCUCAGGCGUCUCCAGCUGCGCUUGCAUCUUUAUGAGGGGAAAGAAUACAACGAAGACACAAUUGUUGACAUGAUGACAGAUAUACCACAGCUUCAACAUCUUACAUAUUUAUCGGUACAAUUUAGUGGACCGAUUGAGUGUGGUCUUGUCGCCAUUACAGCACAUCUCCUUUCACAGUGCAAAUUUCUCAAGCAUCUUGAGCUUGACAUCCGACGUUGUAGGCCGGGUGGUCCUGAAAUCCCACUGUCAGAGUCAGAGAAUGGUCAUGGUAUCAUCUUGUUAGAGAAUCUCCAGGAGAUAAGCAUCACUAACAUUCAUCUACGAGAUUAUGAAGUCAGGCUCCUGAAGUUCUUGCAUGCAAGCUCACCGGCUCUAGAGAAGAUGAAAGUAACUUUCCUCUAUGUAGAUUGUGAAAAGUUGGAGUCGUUGGGUAUGAAAACAUGCGAAGAAUUUCUACUUAGCAUUGCCAACCCUAAGGAAGGGAAAUGUGUACUCUGCAACAGUAGUCGCUGGAUGUCGUCGUAUGAGUGGAUGCCUGUAAGCAAGUAGAGAUACCAUGUUUAGUAGUCGAGCAAUUUUACCAUCCUUGAGAAGUAGGAAGGUACUAGAAUAUAUCACUGUUAGAUCUAGAGUGUUCUAAAUUUAUUUUAUAUAGAAAAAGUGUUCUAAAUUUUAUAUAGAAAGAGUGUUCUAAAUUUUAUAUAGAAACAGUGGUACCUCUUCAAGAAUGGAAAAAAUGCUCUUAGUAGUCAGUGUCUACGAGGUAUUUCAUGGUCACGUUAUAAGUUACUUUAGUUUUAUAUAUAAUACUAAGUCAAAUAUUUUAAAUUUGUUUGAGUUUAUAUAAAAUAGGCAUCGUAUGGAAAUGUACCU